Molecule: messenger RNA, 306 nt
Organism: Schistosoma margrebowiei
Lineage: Eukaryota; Metazoa; Platyhelminthes; Trematoda; Strigeidida; Schistosomatidae
Source: the annotation of a GenBank genome assembly
AUGGGCGAGAACUUCAAGUCAGAAGAUAUACUUGGGUUUAAACUUGAUAGGUGUAUUUCUGAUACCUUGAUUAAAACAGGUGCUGGUUUAUUUGGGGGAAUCAUAUGUUCCGUGGUGCUUGCUAAAAGUAAGUUCCCGUAUUAUAUAACUUGCCUAGGGCGUCCAUGGCCACUUAUCUUCGGGACUGGUUUUGGUCUGGGAAUGGGAAUUUCCAAUUGUAAUAAUGACUUUAAACAACCACUUCCUUUAGUUUCUCACCGUAUUGUGAGUUCAAAUCAAGUUCCGGAUGAAAAGACAGACACAUAA